CAGGUAUGAACUUAUGGUAUCAACCCCUGUAUGUGAGUAAUGGUCUCACCUUGGGCCACCCCAAUUAAACAAUUUUGGAUCCACCACUGGAGCCUACCCCAGCUGAGUUCAGGCGAGAGGUGGAGUACACCCUGGACUGGUGGAUAAUUAAAAACACUGCAAAUAAAAUAGUAUCCUAUUUAUUUACAAUAACUAGCAUCACUACUUCAGAUGUAAUCACUUCACACACUGUGUCAACCACAUAUAGGUCAUCAUUAUACUGUAUACCCAGCCUGGCUUUCUGGUCAUGUGACUGACUGCCGUUUGAGUCCAGCCCCCCGAACUGAGAAAGAGAGGAAAGGAGAGGAGAGAAGAGGAGGGAGCAUCCCUCACUUCACUUGCAGAGGACGUCCGCACCUGUCGAAUGGACCGUUUGCUUUGGAGGCUGUACAGGUCAUGGGGACGCUUCGAGACCUUCAGUUUGCCUUGCAGCUAAAGAUUGAGGAGCUCCGCCAGAGGGACACCCUAAUAGAUGAGCUAGAGCUGGAGUUGGACACCAAGGAUGAACUCAUUCGCAGACUCCAGGAAGAAUUGGAUCGCUAUAGAGCUUCUGUGGUCCUGCCAGGUCCUUCUGCAGCCGGCGCCGGUACACAUCAUGCUGCCUGUUGUGCUCAAGGUGAUGAUGACUUGCGGGGAGCCAACAGGAAGACAGUAAUUUCUGAGUCCUUCACUCUGGAUUCUGCGACCACCUUUUCCCCGAAAAUCUCUGACAAAAGCCAGGAAUGUCAGGAGUUGAUCCAGGCUGCAUUUUUGAAGAGUGAAUUGUUGAAAAACCUUGACGAAGAUGAAACGAGAGCCGUCACAGCUUGCAUGUACCCCACCGUUGUCCAUCAUGGCUGCUGUGUGAUACAGGAGGGAAGCAGCGGCUCUCAGGCUUAUGUUUUAGAGGAAGGGAGGCUGGACGUGACAAAAGAUGGACAGAAAUUGCUCACAAUUGAACCUGGAGAAGCAUUUGGAGAGGUGGCGCUCCUGUACAACUGCACACAAGUCUACUCCGUCACAGCACAGCUGGACAGCAAGAUUUGGGUUAUUGAUCGCAAGUGUUACCAGACUCUACUCAUGCAACGUGGACACGACAGCCUCGCUCGGACAUCUGAGCUGUUACGCAGUGUUCCCUCCCUGCUGUCCUUACCCAAAGAUGCCAUCAUGAAGAUGUGUGAUCUCAUGGAGGAGGCUCACUACACAGAAGGUGACUACAUCAUUCGACAAGGGGCCUCGGGGGACACCUUUUAUAUCAUUAACAAAGGCCAGGUAAAAGUCACAGAAAAGAAGCCAGGAGAUGAAGAGCAAAUAGUCCUAUCCAGACUGUCAGAGAGGCUGUGGUUUGGAGAAGAAGCUUUGUGGGGAGAGGAUGUGAGGACUGUGAAUGUGAUUGCGGCCAGCGAUGUUGCAUGCCUGCUCAUUGACAGAGAGACCUUCAGAGACAUCAUUGAUGGAAUAGUGUUGGACACUAGUCAUGCGAUGCAACAAAACAUGGGCUGCAAGGACGAGUCGGAGAUCAAGGAUCCUGCCUCCCUCUCAUCUUCCACCUUAGCUGAUUUUCAGAUAAUCGGCACUCUGCGAACAGGAGAGUUUGGUCACAUAGACCUGGUGCAGGUGAAGAGUAACGUCAAGUGUCUUUAUGCCAUGAGGAUCCUCAAGAAGACGCUGAUUAUCCAUAACGGUCUGAGAGAGCGCGUCCUGAAAGAACGAAACAUCCUAAUGGAUUCUCGUUGUCCAUUCCUAGUCAGGUUGCAUAAAACCUUUAGAGAUGCUGAGUGCCUCUAUAUGCUGACCGAGGCUUGUCUCCAUGGUGAUCUUUACAGCCUGCUCAAAGACAAAGGAUUUCUGGACGAGAGCAGCACCAAGUUCUACACCGCUUGCGUCACACAGGCCUUGACCUUUCUUCACAGUCGAAAUGUCGUUUAUAGAGAUGUCAAGCCUGAAAAUGUUGUCGUGGAUGAGCGUGGUUAUGCUAAACUGAUUGGCUCUAGAAGUUUGAAGAAGGUGGAAGUAGGGAAGAAGACGUACACCUUUUGUGGUACUCCAGGCUACAUUGCCCCUGAAGUCAUCUUGAACAAAGGCCACAGUGUAUCAGCAGACUUCUGGUCUUUGGGGGUUUUUGUGUUUGAACUACUGACUGGUGGGCUUCCGUUCAGUGGCGUUGACCCAUUGAGGAUUCUCAGCGAGACCGUGCGUGGCAUUGAUCACAUCGACUUCCCAAAAGCAAUCAGCAAGAGUGCCUCCAUUCUAAUAAAGAAGCUGUGCAGGCGCAAUCCCUCAGAGAGACUCGGCAGUCAGAGAAACGGGGCCAAGGACAUUCAGAAGCACAAAUGGUUUGAAGGAUUCAACUGGGAUGGACUAAGUAGAGGAACGCUAAAUCCACCACUCACCCCCAAAGUUAAACACGUCUUAAACAGCAGCAGUACUUGUGGUCAUUACACCGGAGAUGCAGCGGAGCUGAGCACAACAUGGGAGGAUUUCUGAUGGAUAAACAUCACAGACAAGGCUAUUUUUAGGGUUCAUUAUCAAGAAUAAUUCACUGCCACCACUCCCACUGCCAGGAAAAGGUUAUUAUUACAUUUUAUAUUAUCAGCAGAUACUGUAUAAUUAAACACAUCCCUUGAGCGGAGGUGUUUUUUUUAAUUAAAAAAUAUGCCAAUUUAUGUCAUUACAUUUGGAUGCAAUAAACAGCUCUAUCACAAGGUGAAUGGGAUUUAAUUGAUCAUAUUCAGCAACAAGGACUAAAGACAUCAAGGUUGCAUAUUAGCAAAUCCAUUACUUAAUUUUUAUUCCUAGGUAAAAUGACGCUGUAUUAGUCUCAAUUAUUGUUUUAAAAGAUGCCAAUUAAAUAGAAGUGAGGUCGAUUUCGUGGACAUUUAGAGCUAAGAGA
Doryrhamphus excisus (bluestripe pipefish) is the source of this 2911-nucleotide messenger RNA. It is a transcript of the gene prkg1l, whose product is annotated as protein kinase cGMP-dependent 1, like. Gene Ontology annotation, molecular function: cGMP-dependent protein kinase activity; ATP binding. The record is from RefSeq and is a predicted model, not a curated record. NCBI's taxonomy places the organism in Eukaryota, Metazoa, Chordata, Actinopteri, Syngnathiformes, Syngnathidae. Gene Ontology annotation, biological process: protein phosphorylation.